AUGAGGUCCUUCCAUUUUUUGCCGCUUCUUCCUUUUGCACUUGCUGCGCCCCCUCUCGUCGAUCCAUAUCUUGAGAUGUGCGGCAUAUCCAUCACAUACUCCGCCAUAACGAGCACUCUUCUACUACCACCGCAAACAAUCUCUCUCUGCGAGAAUUCGAGCAAUUGCGCCAUCCCUACCAUUGGUGCUGGAGGAGGCUCCCCCGCAGCUCCGCAGGCCACCGCCACCCAAGUCCCUGGGGGCAAUCCUCCUGCCGGGCAGCCAGGUUCUAGUCAAGCUCCCGGCGGUAACCCUCCCGCCGGACAGCCUGCUGCCAGUCAAGCACCCGGAGGCAGUCCACCCGCCGGACAACCCGCUGCCAGUCAAGCUCCCGGCGGUAACCCUCCCGCUGGGCAGCCCGCUGCCAGUCAAGCACCCGGGGGCAAUCCACCCGCCGGACAACCCGCUGCCAGUCAAGCUCCCGGCGGUAACCCUCCCGCUGGGCAGCCCGCUGCCAGUCAAGCACCCGGGGGCAAUCCACCCGCCGGACAACCCGCUGCCAGUCAAGCUCCCGGCGGUAACCCUCCCGCUGGGCAGCCCGCUGCCAGUCAAGCACCCGGGGGCAAUCCACCCGCUGGGCAGCCCGCUGCCAGUCAAGCACCCGGAGGCAAUCCCCCUGCCGGGCAACCAGCUGCCUCCUCUGGUGGUUCGAAUGGCAAUUCGCCAGGCGCAACAGUCUCUUCCCCGGCGGGCUCUGGUAGGCCCUCCUCGGUAUCGGCAUCUUCCGCAUCUCGGUCAUUUGGAUUCAAAUGGAAUGAGCUUUGUGUCAUGGGAUUCGCCGGCGCAGUCACUCUUUUUCUGAGCCUGGUAGUCUAA
Molecule: messenger RNA, 855 nt
Organism: Colletotrichum paranaense
Lineage: Eukaryota; Fungi; Ascomycota; Sordariomycetes; Glomerellales; Glomerellaceae
Product: WSC domain-containing protein
Exons: 1
Coding region: 1-855 (284 amino acids)
Source: RefSeq, a predicted model, not a curated record